Electrophorus electricus (electric eel) is the source of this 5082-nucleotide messenger RNA. NCBI's taxonomy places the organism in Eukaryota, Metazoa, Chordata, Actinopteri, Gymnotiformes, Gymnotidae. The record is from RefSeq and is a predicted model, not a curated record.
GAUUAAGCCUUGCCAACCGCAUGUGACGAAAACAGCGCAUUGCACUAAGGGAGUGCUUAUUGCUCCGGGACAGCGGGCAAAGCCUUGACAUGAGCAAACUUUUCUAAACUCGAUUAAACAUGAAGGAUAUCCACCGCCACCGCGGUUACUGCCUUCGGAGCGCAUUGCGCAUUGUUUUAUGCGCCUCAAGUCGUCUCGGACCAAAUAAAGAUCUUUCCCACUAGGACCGGUGGAGCGCAGUGCACUGCGAGGACCUCGUCACGGUAUCGACGGGGCUAACGUUGAUCCUUUGUACAGCCGGCCGCGUUCUCUUCAGCAUGUGUGGGGUCCCGGGCGUGAGUGUCACCAUGGUUACGGUCCUGUUUUGGUCAAGCCUCGCCAGCUGUCAGCUCCCAGCGGACCAUCACAAGGUCACUCCCCAUCCCGAGUCCCAUCCCGAGUCCCAUCCCGAGUCCCAUCCCGAGUCCCAUCCCGAGUCCCACCCCGAGUCCCACCCGGGUGUUUGGGGCUCCUCUCCUCCUGGGUCGUGGGGCUCCUGGGGAACAUGGGGCACGUGUUCCCGUACUUGCGGUGGCGGAGUGCAGGAACAAAGCAGGCCUUGUCUCCCUGUGGACAGGGCCUACCCCCCGAGGCAGGGUCCGCACAUGGGGCGCCAGGACCCAGAGCAGGUGGCGUCGGCCUCCAGACCCUCUGUGCCAUUGCAUGGUGGGAAUACGGGGCGGACCCCGAACGCCCAGAGGGACCCGAGGAAGGAGAAGGGUGAAGUGCGGCCCGGUCGACGCCGAGGCGGCAGCAGUCAGAUCAGCCCAGGGAUGUACGGCUAUGGGAAGAUGCCAUAUGUGAUGCCCUCAGAGAGAGAGCCAGGCCGGUCUCUCCGCAGCCCCCGACAUUCUGGCUCCACAUUCGGGCACCCCUGGCACAACUAUGGACAGCAUCAACACAGCUACAGGAACACCCACCUGAACAACCACCAGCUCGCCCACCUAAAUGCCCAUCAUGGCAGCAGCCAGCAGGUGUCCGUCCAUCAGCCCCGCUCAGGGCUCCAGCCCCAAGGUGAGCAGUACCCACGCAGCCCAUCGGCAGAUGGAGGAGGCCAGGUGUCGGCCCCGAGCAGACCCUCCAACCCCUUACCUGCCUCAUCCUGCCCAGGAGCCCCAAGUCAGUACAAGAUGUGCAACAGGAAGCCUUGUCCUGCAGCAAGCAGGCACAUCAGAGACGUCCAGUGCUCCUCCUAUAACAAACGUCCUUUUAUGGGACGCCUCUACGAAUGGGAACCCUUCAAUGAAGUUCCCGAAGACCAGCUCUGUGAGCUAAACUGCCGGGCGAUUGGAUACCGGUUCUACGUGCGCCAGUCGGACAGGGUCAUAGACGGAACUCCCUGCGGACAAAAUGAGACAUCCGUCUGUGUGGCUGGGAAGUGUCAGAAUCCCGGCUGUGAUGAGCUGCUGGGCUCUGGGAAGGUGAUGGACGGAUGUGGAGUGUGUGGGGGAGACAGCACAGCCUGCAGGCUGGUCUCUGGUCUCUUCCAGCACAGCCUGACCAGGGUGGGCUACCACAAGGUCGUGGAGAUCCCAGAGGGAGCCACCAAGAUCAAUGUCACCGAGAUGGUCAGGAGCCAGAAUUACCUUGCUUUGCGGAGCCGUUCUGGACGUUCCAUCAUAAACGGUAACUGGGCCAUCGACCGACCAGGAAAGUAUGAGGGAGGUGGGACCAUGUUCACAUACCGGCGGCCCAAUGAAAUCAGCAGCACUGCCGGGGAGUCCUUUCUGGCAGAGGGCCCAACCAAUGAGAUCCUGGAUGUGUUUAUUAUCUACCAGCAAACUAACCCGGGAGUGCUGUACGAAUACAUCCUGCCUUCCGAGAAUUCCGCCGGCACGGCUGCUAACACAGAGGGGAAUACCGUGAAUGGAGGCGUGGGGAUCGAUCAGUACGGCCGGUCGUCCCAGGAUGCAUAUGAACAGGAAGGGGGCCACAGGUACCCCCCUCUCAUACCCGAGAACCUGGUACCCGCUGCUGCCCCACCACGCAGGCACAGAGAAUACAACUGGAAGCUCAUCGGGACAACCGACUGCAGCGCCACCUGUGGGAAAGGCAGCAGCCAUACUGUGUUUGGCUGUGUCCAUCGGGCCACUCACGAGCGUGUGUCCGACAGCCUGUGUGACGGCACUGCCAAACCCAGCCCACAGGAUGAGCCCUGCAACAUCCAGCCUUGUCCUGCCUUCUGGGACAUCGGUGAAUGGUCCGAGUGCAGUAAGUCGUGCGGCCUGGGUUUGCAGCACCGGCAGGUUCUGUGUCGGCAGGCCUACGCCAACCGCACGCUUAGCGUGCACGCUUCCCACUGCCGCCACCUGCCACAGCCUGAGAGCAGCAGCCCGUGCCAGCUGAAGAUCUGCAGCGAGUGGCAGCUCCGCUCCGAGUGGAGCCCGUGUUCUGUGCCCUGCGGUGUGGGUCAGAGGUCACGGGAGGUGCUCUGCGUCAGCAACGUCGGUGACGUCGUGGAGGAUGAGGAAUGCAAUCUGAAGCUCCGCCCCAGUGACAUGGAGAACUGCGAUAUGGGACCAUGCGCUAAGAGCUGGUUCUACACGGAUUGGGCUGAGCAGUGCUCUGCAGAGUGUGGGAUUGGUGUGCGUAGCCGCAGCGUGGUCUGUCUCACUAAUCACGUUAGCAGUCUUCCUCUGGAGGCCUGUGGGUCAGAGCGCCCCCCAGAGGUGCAGGCCUGCAACAGUGGGCCCUGUGAGAGCCGUACUGAGUGGUUCACUGGGCCGUGGGGUCAGUGCUCUGCAGAGUGUGGCACGGGCAGCCAGCAGAGGGCAGUGGCGUGUCUGACGAGGUCAGACGAGGGAUUCACAGUGGUGCCACUGUAUGAAUGCUCUUCACUGGACAAGCCCCUCAGCCAGCAGACCUGCCAUACCAAGGCCUGCGGAGCCAAGUGGCACCACACUGACUGGAGUGCAUGUUCCAAGACAUGUGAGGGGGGAUUCCGUGUGCGAGAGGUGCGCUGUCUCGCGGACGAUAUGACGCCGAGCGAGACAUGCGAGCAAGGACUGAAACCAGAGGAGCAAGAGGAGUGCAGCCCUGAGCCCUGUCUACCACACAUCGAUGAAAACUGCCAAGACAAGUACUUCAACUGCAAUGUGGUGGUCCAGGCUCGACUGUGUGUGUAUAAUUACUAUAAGAUGGCCUGCUGUGCCUCCUGUACACGCGCUGCCCAACGGCAGACGACGUUCAAAAACUACAGAUAAAAUGAGCCCCUGCGGAUCGCGCUGUUACCGGUUCAGCCGCUAGGGGGCGCUUUAACCAGACACAGCACAAAAGAUCUGCAGUGGGCUUGACACACAGUGGACACGGGGGGAAGUCAAAGUUAAGUGACAAUGCGUGUUUUGAGAACCAAAGGUGUGAAAUACAGGUAAAUCCCAUGGAGGCAAAACACAGCCCUGAUCUGGAGUCAGGUGAGAACACUGUUGAAUUGAGAAAUACAGAUAAAUCCCAUAGAGACGAAACACGGCCCUGAUCUGGAGUCAGGUGAGAACACUGUUGAAGCAACAACUUGUGUGGCAUGCGAGCAAUGACCACAGUGGCUCAGUGACCCAGGUCUGUUCUGGCACUGAGGAUGUCUUUGUUAACAGGAACUGGAGACUCUGAGAGAUUCAUAUGGGAUUCAGUGAUUCAUGCGUAUAGUGACCUAUAAGUAUGUAAAAUGCAGCAAAGCCAAAUGUUUUAUUCCUGGUAAUAUAAUUAGAAUUAUAAUUAGUGCUUCAGAGGGAAAAAGGAGUCUGAGUAUUAGCAAAGCCACUAUUAACAACUUUUCACAGUCUGCUUCUAGACUACCAUUACAGGCGUCAUUUUACAAGACAAAUCCCUUGAAAUAGAUUCAGUUUUAACUAACUGUUCACACCAAGCCAUCAUUAGGUUAUCAUGCAUAUACUUUAGCUAAUAAAAGCAACUUCCUUCCCACUGGGUAGGAGAGAAAAUUCUAUGGAAUAUGUCAAAAAUCAAUUAACGUAGGUCUCGGAGCUUUAAGAGGCUGUGUUGAGAUCUAGAAACAAGCCGGACCAGUCACAUCCCAGAGUGCAGCAGGGGAGAAACCGCUGGCAUGCCUUGAUGGGGAAAGCAGACAGGAUUUAUGACGAGACCUGCUUGGCUAAGCUCCCACUACAGGGGCGCACACGGCCAGCUCUGUUUUCAUCUGACGCCACAACCUGGAGUCGAUUGCAAGAAUAAUCUCGCUGGCGUUCCGAACCUGACACGUGUCAAAACAGCCUCCUGCCACGUUAAAGGAGACUUAAUAUACAAUAAAACACACCAACGAUUGUAUUAGCUCGAGUGUUUCAGCAGUGUUUCUGCCAACUCUGCCCUUUCCUGUAGGACUAGUGUAUCCAGGUCCACACGGCCAUGUACUGCAGUAGUCAAGGCAUGGAAUGCUUUCAGGCAUGGGAGACUCCAGCAGGGACAGACAGAUCACCCAGAUGAGCAGGAACAUCACACACAGAUGUGUGUGUGUCUCUCUGUGUGUGUGUGUGUGUGUGUAGUUUAUUUUUGAUUGCUGCCUUUCUGCCUUCAGGUUUCCAGAAACCAAGUGUCCUGAAUGUGCCAGAAAAGGAGAAAUUCAAACAUCUAGUUAAUUAAGCUGUAUGAAAUGUUUGUAUAGUAACUCUGGCCUUUCUCGGGAACAGUCAGUCUUCCAGUGUAGAAUAAAGGUUGCAUUUUUAUGGCCCAGAACAUUUUAUUAAAGAAUUCAAAGAAUAUACUGACCAAUGUUCCAGUAAUUUCAUCUUCAACAUCAGACCUUUCAAUAAUACCUAGUUAAUACUAGACUACAGCUAAUGAGCAAGAUUAAAAUUUAGGUUUUGCCUCAGUAAUUCUUUGUACUAGACUGACUGCUAUAGUGUAUAAAUUUACCACUAAUUUAUAUUUCUUUAGCUUCUAAAAAAAAUUCAUUUAUAUUUAUAUUUUGAAAUUAUCCAGGUGUUGACAUGUGUAAUAGUUUGUCACGUGUAAUUGUUUGUUACAGUGCAGAGUCAUCAUAACCUGUUCCGCGAUAGUGUUGUUUUAUAAAACUGAUUAAAGAGGUCCAUAAUUCAA